UAGGGGGAGGAUGGAAGCGUUUUUUACUGAGGGGGCCCGUGUGUGGGUCAGGGAAAAGGAACAGCUGGUGCCCUCCACAGUCAACUCCUGCGGAGAUGGAACGCUGGUUGUCACCACGGACUAUGGCGAGGUGCUGUACCUGCAGACGGCGGAGGUGACCCGGGAGCGGGUGUACGCCAUGCACCCCAGCAGCAACGAGGGUGUGGAGGACAUGUCCUGCCUGGCCGAGCUGCACGAGGCCGCCAUCCUGCACAACCUGCACCAGCGCUACAAGAAGGACAGCAUUUAUACCAACAUCGGCAGCAUCCUGGCGGCGGUGAACCCCUACAAGCAGAUCCCGGGUAUGUACGACCCGGACCGGGUGGAGCUCUACUCCAAACACCACCUCGGGGAGCUACCGCCGCACAUCUACGCCAUCGCCAACGAGUGCUACCGCUGCAUCUGGAAGCGCCACGACAGCCAGUGUGUCCUCAUCAGUGGUGAGUCUGGGGCAGGGAAGACGGAGAGCACCAAGCUGCUGCUCCAGUUCCUGUCUGUAAUGAGCCAGAACUCAGCAGGGACCCCCCCCACGGAGAAGAGCACCCGCGUGGAGGAGGCCAUAGUUCAGAGCAGCCCUAUCAUGGAGGCCUUUGGAAACGCCAAAACUGUUUACAACAACAACUCCAGCCGCUUUGGGAAGUUCAUCCAGCUCCACUUCUCUGAGGGCGGGAACAUCCAGGGAGGCUGUGUGUUUGACUAUUUAUUGGAAAAGAACCGUGUGGUAAGGCAGAACCCUGGGGAGAGGAACUACCACAUCUUCUACGCUCUGCUAGCAGGAGCCACUAAGGACCAUAAAGAACAAUAUUUCCUGGGUGAACCCCCUGAGUCCUUCCACUACCUCAACCAAUCAGGAUGCAUCAAGGACAAAAGCCUGAAUGACAAAGAGCUCUACAACAGUGUUAUGGAGGCCCUGAAGGUGCUGGAGUUCACGGAGGAGGAGAGCAGGGACAUGUUCAAGCUGCUGUCUGGAGUCCUGCAGCUGGGCAACAUCGAGUUCAUGACCGCCGGAGGGGCUCAGAUCACCACCAAGCAAGUGGUCAGUAAUGCCAGUGACCUGCUGGGUCUGGACUGCUUCCAGCUCUCUGAGGUGCUGACACAGCGCUCCAUCAUCCUCAGAGGAGAGGAGAUCUGCUCCCCCCUCACCAUAGAGCAGGCGGUGGAUUCCCGGGACUCGGUUGCCAUGGCGCUGUACGCACAGUGCUUCUCCUGGAUCGUCCGCAAAAUCAAUCAGAAGGUCAAAGGGAAAGAGAACUUCAAAUCAAUCGGUAUCCUGGACAUCUUUGGCUUCGAGAAUUUUGAGGUAAAUCGGUUCGAACAGUUUAACAUCAACUAUGCCAACGAGAAGCUCCAAGAGUACUUCAAUAAGCACAUCUUCUCGCUGGAACAGCUGGAGUACAACAGGGAAGGAGUCCAAUGGGACGCAAUUGACUGGAUGGACAAUGCAGAGUGCCUUGACCUCAUAGAAAAGAAACUGGGCAUGUUGGCUCUGGUCAAUGAGGAGAGCCGCUUCCCAAAGGGAACAGACUUCACCCUGAUGGAGAAGCUGCACAGCAGACACUCUACCAAUCCCUACUAUGUGAAGCCCCGGCUUGCAGACCAUCAGUUUGGCAUCAAACACUACGCUGGGGAGGUUCUGUAUGAUGUGCGAGGAAUCCUGGAGAAGAACAGAGACACUUUCAGAGACGACAUCCUCAAUAUGCUGAAAGAGAGCAGGCUGGACUUCAUCUACGACUUGUUCGAGAAGGUGGGCAGCAGAAACAACGAGGAGACUCUGAAGAUGGGCACAGCCAGACGCAAGCCAACUGUCAGCUCCCAGUUCAGGGACUCCCUCCAUUCUCUCAUGGGGACUUUGAGUGUGUCCAACCCUUUCUUCAUCCGCUGCAUCAAACCCAACAUGGAGAAGAAUCCAACCGUGUUUGACCCGGAAGUCGUCAUAAAUCAGUUGAGGUAUUCUGGGAUGUUGGAGACGGUGAAAAUCCGUCGCGCUGGAUUCCCCGUCCGAAGGACUUUUGUAGACUUCCUCUCACGGUAUAAGAUCAUCUCCAAGAACAAGGUGUCCACGGUCGGAGAUGAUAAGAAAAAAAACAUGGACCUUCUGACCAAAUAUGACAAGACUAAGAAAGAGUGGCAGAUUGGCAAGACCAAAGUGUUCAUGAAGGAGGCCCUGGAGCAGCGUCUGGAGAAGGACCGCGAUGAAGUACGCCGGGCCGCUGCCAUGGUGAUCCGCGCCCACCUGCUCGCCUAUUCCGCCAGGAAGCACUUCAAGCAGGUCCGAAGCAGCGUGCUCACGCUGCAGAAGCACUUCCGCAAGCACAUCCUGCGCCGGAGGUUCGUCAGGCAGCGCAAGGCGGCGCUGGUGCUCCAGAGACACCGGAGGGGGCAGGUGGCCCGCAGCCGCGUCCGCAAGAUCAGGGACGAGAGGAAGAGGCUGAAGAGGGAGGAGGAGGAGAAGACGAAGAAGAAGGAGCAGCCAGAGGCAAAGACAGACGGAGGAGAAGGAGGAGGAGGAGGAGGAGGAGAAGAGAAGAAGCAGGAGACCCGCCAGAUGGAGGAGAUCCUGAAGCUGGAGCGGGAGAUCGAGCGGCUGCAGAGGAAGCGGGAGGACGGCGUGUCCCUGCUGUGCGAGUCCUCCAAGCAGGAGCUGCAGCUGCGCCGCGACGCCGAGAUCAAGCGCAUGAAGAUGGAGGCGUCCCGCAAGGCCACCGAGCUCAUCGACCUCCUCAACUUCGGGGGUCUGGACGCUGCCCUGGUGGACGCCGAGCCCAAGGCGCCUGACGCAGAGGUGAAGCCGGCGCCAGGGGGGGCGGGCCCCGCCACGGCCACGCCCAAAGAGGAGGAAGUGGACGAGGGCUUCCACGCCGAGGAGGAGUGCAUCCCCCUCCCGGACUUCCCGCCUCCGGCUGAGAGCGACGCCCCCCUUGACGUGGAGAUCCUCGCCCAGCUUCCCCCUCCUCCGCCCGCCUUCGCCGAGGGAACCCUCGCCUCCGCCCCUCCCCCCGCCGCCGAGGGCGUAGCGGCGCCGAGCCCGGCCGGCGCCCCCCCUCACCCGCCCGCGCCCCCGCCCCCGCCCCCGGGAGACGGAUCGGGCGUUCCGGCACCUCCUCCUCCACCUCCUCCACCCCCUCCUCCUCCAACUCCUCCUCCUCUACCGCCGUCGACGGCGCCCCCGACCAAGGCGGACGGCGAGAAGAAAGAGGCGGGAAAAGCGGAGGAGGGGAGGAAGGUGAGCAUGGUGGAGAGCCUGGGCGACGGGGAGGAGCCUAUCUACAGCAUGCCCGCCGACACCGAGUCGGACUACGACCAGGAGGAGGAGGACGGCUCGGUGAACGCCGGCGACGACGGCUCCGCCUCCGGGAGCAACCGGGGCAGCGCGGCCCCCACGGAGGAGGAGGAGCACCCCAGGAAGUCGACGUGCACCAACGCCAGCGCAGGGUCGCACCGCGGCAGCUCCGACUCGUACGGGGACAGCGAUGACGAGCACGACGGCCUACUGGACACCGAUGAGGAGGUGGGCGUCGGCCACCGGGUCAGCAUCCUCAACGGGAACGGGCCGCCCUACUUCCACAGCUACCUCUACAUGAAGGCCGGUCUGAUGAUCCCCUGGAGGAGGCGCUGGUGCGUGCUGAAGGACGAGACCUUCAUGUGGUUCCGCUCCAAGCAGGAGUCCCUGAAGUCCGGCUGGCUGUACAAGAAGGGAGGGGGCCUGUCCACUCUCUCACGCAGGUUGAACUGGAAGAUGCGUUGGUUCGUACUGAGGGACAGCAAGCUGAUGUACUUUGAGAACGACAGCGAGGAGAAGCUGAAGGGGACUAUCGACAUUCGGGCUGCAAAGGAGAUCGUGGACAACCACGAGAAGGAGAACGCGCUGAACAUCGUGACGGAGGAGCGGACCUACCAGGUGUUCGCUGAGUCCCCAGAGGACGCAGGUGGAUGGUUCAAUGUGCUCAGUAAGGUGCGAGUGUGCACUCCAGAGCAGCUGCUUGACAUGUCCCAUGAGCAAGCCAACCCCAAGAAUGCUGUGGGCACCCUUGACGUGGGUCUGGUGGACUCUGUGUGUGCGUCGGACAACCCUGAUCGUCCCAACUCCUUCGUGAUCAUCACCGCGAACCGCGUGAUCCACUGCAACACGGACACGGCCGAGGAGAUGCACCACUGGAUCAGCCUGCUGCAGAAACCCAAAGGAGACGCCAAAGUCGACGGCCAGGAGUUCCUGGUCCGGGGCUGGCUGCAGAAGGAGAUGAAGACGAACGCCAAGAGCACCUCCCUGAAGCUGAAGAAGCGCUGGUUCGUGCUCACCCACAACUCCCUGGACUACUACAAGAGCUCUGAACGCAACUCCUCCAAGAUGGGAACCCUGGUGCUGAACUCCCUCUGCUCCGUCGUACAGCCGGACGAGAGGGUACACCGAGAGACAGGCUACUGGAACAUCGUGGUGCACGGCAGGAAACACUCGUACCGCCUGUACACCAAGAUCUUGAACGAUGCCAUCAGAUGGACAGCAGCCCUACAGGGAGUCAUAGACAGCAAGACCCCUAUCGAGACCCCCACUCUGCAGCUCAUCAGAGACAUCAGGGAAAACAGCGUGAACCAAGAUCUGGUGGAGCAGAUGUAUCGGAGGAACCCGAUCCUGAGGUACACCCAGCACCCCCUGCACUCCCCACUGCUGCCCCUGCCCUACGGAGAGGUCCCGUUCCUCCAGAGGAAGCUGGGAUACGCCAGCCUCCAGGACGAGGCGGUGCGGGUGUUCAACUCCCUGCAGGAGAUGGAGACCCUGGGGGACACCGUGGCCAUCAUCCAGGGCAUCCUGCAGACCUGCCAGGACCUGCGGCCGCUCACCGAUGAGGUGUAUGCACAGGUGAUCAAGCAGACCAACCACGUGCCUCAGGAUAACAUCCAAGCCAAUAGGGCACACUGGCAUCUUCUCACCUGCAUGAGCUGCACCUUCUUGCCCAGCCGAGGUAUUCUCAGAUACCUGCGCUUCCACCUAAAGAGGGUACGUGAACGUUACCCAGGCACUGAGAUCGAGCGCUACGCUACUUUCAUUGGGGAGUCCCUGAAGAAGACCAAGACUCGUGAGUUCGUCCCCUCGCAGGAGGAGAUCGCCGCCCUGCUGGUGAGGCAGGAGAUGAGCACCACCGUCUACUGCCACGGAGGAGGCUCCUGCAAGAUCUCCAUUAACUCACACACAACGGCUGGACAGGUGGUGGAAAAGCUGAUCCGCGGCCUUGCCAUAGAGGAAAGCAGAAACCUGUUCUCCCUGUUUGAACACAAUCAGUGCACCGACCGAGCUCUGGAGAGCAGGGUCAUUGUUGCGGAUGUCCUCGCCAAGUUUGAAAAACUGGCAGGAAGUGAAGAGGAAGAUGAGGAGGGAGAGUGGAGGCUCUACUUCAAGCUCUAUUGCUUCCUGGAUGUAGAGAGCAUGCCUAAAGAAGGAGUGGAGUUUGCUUUCAUGUUUGAGCAGGCCCAUGAGUCUUUGAUCAGCGGCCAUUUCCCGGCCUCGGAGGAGAAUCUGCAGAACCUGGCGGCUUUGCGGCUUCAGUAUCUCCAAGGCGACGGCGCCGGCAGGGCGGGAUGGAGCCUGGGCAACGUCUAUCCAAUCGCGCGUCUCCGCCACCGCAUCAUGCACUCCACCAAGCCGGGGACAGGGGCCGGGCCGGGGGCCACGGGGGCCGGAGGGGCAGGGGUGGGGGAUGGGAAGGGGGUGGCCGGGAUCCAGGGGACUGUAGGAGGGGCCCCAGAGAAGCGUAGGACCCCCAGCUUCCUGGACGGCACCCUGAGGAGAAGCUUCAAAACGGGCUCGCUGAAGAAACAGAAGGUGGAGGAGGAGCAGAUGCUGGAGAUGUGGGUGAAGGAGGAGACCUCGGCCACCCGGGCCAACGUCCUGGAGAAGUGGACCCGUCUUCAGGGCCUGCCACAGCACCAGGCCAUGCUGAACUACAUGAGCAUCAUCAAGGAGUGGCCCGGCUACGGCUCCACUCUGUUUGAUGUGGAGUGUAAAGAGGGUGGCUACCCCCAUGAGCUGUGGCUUGGAGUCAGUGCGGACAAUGUCUCAGUGUACAAGAGGGGCGAGCCCAAGCCCCUGGAGACCUUCCGGUAUGAACAGAUCACCUUCUUCGGAGCUCCACAACCCUGCACUUACAAGAUCAUUGUGGACGAGAGGGAGAUCUUCUUCGAGACUCCCAUGGUUGGGGAUGUCGCAAAGAUCAUGAGGGCCUACAUCAACAUGAUAGUGAAGAAACGCUGCAGCAUCUUGUCUGUCUCCAGCGUCGGCAGUGCAUGGAUGAGCUGA
Gadus chalcogrammus (walleye pollock) is the source of this 6328-nucleotide messenger RNA. It is a transcript of the gene myo10l1, whose product is annotated as myosin X, like 1. Bases 11 to 6328 code for a protein of 2105 amino acids. Gene Ontology annotation, cellular component: cytoskeleton; myosin complex. NCBI's taxonomy places the organism in Eukaryota, Metazoa, Chordata, Actinopteri, Gadiformes, Gadidae. Gene Ontology annotation, molecular function: cytoskeletal motor activity; ATP binding; protein binding. The record is from RefSeq and is a predicted model, not a curated record. The transcript is spliced from 44 exons.